This is a messenger RNA of Bubalus bubalis (water buffalo), 1945 nucleotides long. It is a transcript of the gene MRPL1, whose product is annotated as mitochondrial ribosomal protein L1. NCBI's taxonomy places the organism in Eukaryota, Metazoa, Chordata, Mammalia, Artiodactyla, Bovidae. Gene Ontology annotation, biological process: translation. The record is from RefSeq and is a predicted model, not a curated record. The transcript has 8 exons. Gene Ontology annotation, cellular component: large ribosomal subunit; mitochondrion. Bases 325 to 1146 code for a protein of 273 amino acids. Gene Ontology annotation, molecular function: structural constituent of ribosome; RNA binding.
AGUUGGAGCAUCGCCAACAGGACCGCACUUUCCAGGAAGGGCCGACUUUGCCUGAAGGAGGUUGAACCGUCGAACCGGAACCACGAACACAGGCCCCUACGCAGCACGAAGGACUGACGGGAACAUCGCCACGGGGCACCCUGCUGUCCGCCCUCCCCUGCCCCCCUUCUUGUCGGCUCGAAAGUCUACUUUGGUUCCCGCCCCUUUCCUCUUGCGCUUUCGAAUCCCUUCCCCCUCCGCCAUUUCCGGAUGGGAACCCUUUGUAAAUUUCUUUCACGUUGAAGCGUGGGACCAAUUUCGUCAACACAAUCCGGAGUGGUUAACAUGGCGGCGACCGUAAGAUGCUUCGGUAGAGUCUUGAUACAUCAUCAAAGGUGUAGUCUUGCCACGGUGACUUCUCAGACGUCUCUUUAUCCUUGUUCCAUAUACGUUCCAGUGCACAACAGACAUUUUGCAGCCGCUGCGAAGCCUGCAAAGAAAACAAAAAAAGGUACUAAAGAAAAAGCAUCAAAUGAGAAAAAAGAUGAUAUAGAAAAAAUAAAGUCAUAUCCUUUUAUGGAAGGUGAACCUGAAGACGAUGUCUACCUAAAACGCUUAUACCCAAGGCAGAUAUACGAGGUGGAGAAAGCUGUUAACUUACUUAAGAAAUUCCAAGUUUUGGACUUUACGAAUCCAAAGCAAGGUGUUUAUCUUGAUUUGACACUGGAUAUGACACUGGGGAAGAAGAAAAAAGUGGAGCCAUUUGCCAGCGUUCUUAGUUUGCCAUACCCAUUCAUUUCAGAAAUGAGUAAAGUUGCCGUAUUUACAGGGAAUGCAUCAGAAAUUAAAAUAGCAGAAGAAAAUGGAGCUGCAUUUGCAGGAGGAACUAAUCUCAUUCAGAAGAUUUUGGACGAUGAAAUUCAAGCAGAUUUUUAUGUAGCUGUUCCAGAAAUAAUGCCCGAGCUUAAUCCAUUAAGGAAGAAACUGAAAACAAGAUUUCCUAAGUUUAAUCGAAAUUCCGUUGGCCGGGACAUCCCCAAAAUGCUUGAAUUAUUUAAAACUGGACUUGAAAUUAAGGUAGAUGAAGAAAGGGAGAACUUUCUGGAGACCAAAAUAGCAACAGCCCUUGGCUGUGCGUCUUCUUUCUCAGGGAUGACAACAUUGUAAUAUGAAACACAAGCAGAAAACCAAAUACAAAUUUUAAGAUCAUAUUCUGGAGCUGUAGAGACAUAGCUUGACUACCUGUUCUGCUACUUAAAGGAUGGCAGGUUUCGGACAAAUUUCUUUCCUGUUUUUCAAUUGUUUUUAAUCGAAGUGUGGUUGAUAUAUAAUAUUAUUUGUUAUAACAAUAUUUAUUGUUAUUAAUUAUUUUUUAAUCGAAGUGUGGUUGAUUAUAAUAUUAUGUGAGUCCAAUAUAGUGACUCACAUAUUUUAGAGGUUAUACUCCAUUUAUAUUUUUAUAAAAUAUUGUCUAUAUUUCCCAUGUUGUACAAUAUAUCCUUGUAGCUUAUUUUAUACAUAGUAGUUUAUAUCUCUUUAACCCCUUACUCCUAUAUUGCCCCUCCUAAACAAGUUUCUUAAUUUUGUUAUAUCUCAAACUUCCUCAUCUAUAAAAUUUAUACAGUAAUAUCUAUUUCAUAGUAUGGUUUUGAAGAUUAAAAACUUUAGAAUGGUAUCUAUCAACUAUUGUUACUCUUUUGGUUGGACUUUUUGGGUCUGUAAAGUAUCUUUAUAAGACUCUUUGUUCCUAGUUUUAUCUUUUUCUUAAGUAAUGUUUUCAGUAUAUUGAAUAGUUAAUAAUUUAUGUAUAUAUCCUGACUCAGUGUAUAAUAAACCAUGGCAUGUCAUUCAUUCUUUUUAACAAAUAUCACAGUGAUUGAGACAUGGGCUUCAGACCAGACUUACCUGGGUUUUUUAGAGAUAUAAUGCUUUUUUUUAAUGAAAAAUAAAUUAAUCUGUGCUUAAA